Didymodactylos carnosus is the source of this 1199-nucleotide messenger RNA. Lineage: Eukaryota; Metazoa; Rotifera; Eurotatoria; Philodinida; Philodinidae. The record is from the annotation of a GenBank genome assembly.
AUGACUGACAAAUAUUAUGAUCACGGAAUUAUAGCACGUAUUACAGAUGUUGUUAAUGAACCACGAACAAUGUUAACACCGCUUCGCGGUUAUGCACAGUUACCAUUGAUAUCAUUGGAAGACUCUGUAGAAUCAAUUCAAGAUAUUUUACCCGAUAUUCGACAACAAGCAUGGACAGCUAAAGAACGUUGCUCAUUAUCGUCUACUCAAGAUAAUCUCUCUCAUGAUGAAUCAGCAGCUAUUCUUCUUUAUACAAUGGAAUGGGAACCUCAAGAUCAAAGUGUGUAUUUUGUUCUCAAUCGAUUACUUCGUUCAGAAGAUCGUCGUCGAGUCAAACCGUUUUAUUCAUAUUUGAAACUACUUUUAACAGCACUUUGGAAGCUACCUCCAGUUUGUCGUACUGUCUUUCGUGGGGUUAAUACAAAUUUGGAGGACGCAUAUGUCAAAAAUCAAAGCUAUACAUGGUGGGGAUUCUCAUCCACCACAGAGACAUUGGACAAAACAGAAGAAUUUUUGGGUACGAAAGGUAAUCUUCGAACAUUGUUUGCAAUUGAAUGUACAAAUGGAAGACAAAUUAACAGACAUUCAUAUUUCAAGACAGAAAAUGAAGUUCUUCUUCCUCCAGCUACACAUUUUCAAGUUGUUAGUAAAAUAAAUCCAUCAAAAGACUUACACAUAAUACAACUAAAAGAGAUAAAACCGAAAUUUCCCUUGUUAGAACCACCAUUCACAUCUUCAACAAUUUUACCAGUUACUCACGUCAGUUAUCCGCUACACAAAACAGUAUCGAACAAAGAUAACCCAAAUGUCACUGACGAUACAGAAAAUGAAACAGUACCGAAAGUAACCCAAAUGAUACCUGUAAUAGCAAACACAGGAUUACUGAAAGAACACCAAUAUGCCACAGUUAUCGCCAACGCAGAACAAAAUUCGUUGCCCGGUAAUAACAAACUACAUCAAGAUCAAGAACUAUUUAUCGGUGGAACACUUUUGAAUGAUAAACAACAUCAGCUAACACUGAAUCACUUUUAUAGAAAAAAAAAUCAACGAUGGCACUUGAUUUACAAAGCCACACGAGAUGGCUUUGCUACGAAAAACUUCCACCAAAGCUGCGACGAAAAAGGCCCAACGAUGACAAUUGUUCAAUCUGCAGAAGACAAACAUCUCUUCGGAGGCUAUACAAAUAUUCCUUGGACCUC